AUCUUGUAUAUAAAACCAACACCAAGGAUCCUUGGAAACAAUGUGACCAGAGCAUCAGAAGCUGUUCAGACAUGGCGGGUCUAUUUGACAAGCAGGCAGAGACCUACCUACAAGCGAGGCCAACUUAUCCAAGUGAGUGGUACUCCAUGCUUGCCGCCCACACCUCUCAUCACUCUCUGGCUUGGGAUGUCGGUACCGGCAACGGUCAAGCUGCUCUUGGCGUCGCAGAGCAUUACGAGCAAGUGAUAGCAACCGACGUUAGCGAAGGUCAACUAAGUUUCGCAAUGCCACAUCCUCGGGUUCGCUACGUGCACACUCCAGAAUCCAUGACAGAGGAUGAAAUGGUGGCCUUGAUGGGUGGCGAAAAUCGGGUCGAUCUCAUCACCGUUGCUACCGCGGUGCACUGGUUUGACCUUACAAAAUUUUACAAGCUGGCCAAACGCCUUCUGCGUAAGCCAGGAGGUAUAAUAGCCGUUUGGACUUAUAAUGACGUAGUUGUUGGUCCUGAAUUCAACACCAUAAGUGAGCGCCUCCGCGAAAAAUUGUCGCACUUUCGUUCCGCGGAUGCCAACUACGCAAUUGACGGGUACAGAAAUCUUCCCUUUCCUUUUGAGAGUGUGGGUUUAGGACAUGAGGGACAACCAAUGCAACUCGAGAUUCCAAAGGAGCUCCUGUUCGAAGGGUACCUGAAACUUGUCAAAUCAUCAUCAGCAUUUGUCUUAGCCAAGGAACAAGGGGUGGAUUUGUUAUCUGAAGAAGUGAUUGAAGAGCUUGAGAGUUCUUGGGGAGGACCCAGUGAGGUCAGAACUGUCACCUUCAAGGUUUUCAUGCUUGCAGGAACAGUCGCAAAAUAAGUCGUAUAAUUAGGUUGCAAUAUUUGAUUUCCUCACUAAGUUGUUCCCCUUUUCUCUAGCAAUGAUUCCCAGUAUCUCUUCUCACAGAAAUUAAACUGGUAUACGACAAAUGUCAAGGUUGGAACCGGUUCAUCCACUUAUCUGCAUAACUGCUGAACAGAGCAUGAGUAUAAUGGCCGAGAUAAGUCUCGACUAAAUGCUUCGAAUAAAUGGUCAAGUUGCAACGUACUUUUGCCGAGACAAACGCAUGUUCGCAAAUUGAUCUCUGAGAGAAGAAAUCAUGGUGCGAUAGAGUAGAUUCUUGAGGCAACCAAAUGUUUACGGCAUAAGAAAAGGGUAACGAUAGAGAGGACCUAUUGUCGCGAUUUGGCUCGUAGAUCUGCAGGGGAAAGAAUGUCUACAUUGUAUUGGAAACCUGCAACAUGUAUCCAUGCUAGGGCAUAGAUGAGUUACAUGUUCGACCAUUCUUGUAUAAUGUAGAAGACAUUAACUUGCGAUUUAAGA
This is a messenger RNA of Rhodamnia argentea, 1358 nucleotides long. RefSeq names its product putative methyltransferase DDB_G0268948. Bases 72 to 854 code for a protein of 260 amino acids. The transcript has 2 exons. Lineage: Eukaryota; Viridiplantae; Streptophyta; Magnoliopsida; Myrtales; Myrtaceae. Gene Ontology annotation, molecular function: S-adenosylmethionine-dependent methyltransferase activity. The record is from RefSeq and is a predicted model, not a curated record.